Molecule: messenger RNA, 213 nt
Organism: Peronospora matthiolae
Lineage: Eukaryota; Oomycota; Peronosporomycetes; Peronosporales; Peronosporaceae
Source: the annotation of a GenBank genome assembly
AUGCAUGAAGAAGAGAAGAGUGGUAUCGAACCAGCUGAAUUCGAAGAAAUCAACACGAUCAAGACAGGAGCCGACGGCAAGAUAAAACCGCACAAAGUGUGGCUCUUUGCGUGUUCGGUCAAGGUGGUGUUAGCACUUUCGGCAUUUCGGGGCAUGCCGGCCAAAUAUAGCGACAUCUUAAACGCGCACGUUGAGGCGGACAAGAAUGCCUAA